GUGGGGUUCGUGAUUGGCCCGGCGGGGUGGUCCCGCCCUGCUCGUGAGCGGCGUCCUCGCUGUCGGUGUGAGGCGCGGCGGCGGCGGCUCGCUGUCGGUGAAGAUGCCGGUGUGGCGGCGCUGGAUCCGGCCGCUCGCCGUGCUGCUGUUCGUGCUCGUGCUCGCGGUGGCGCUGCCGCUGUGCGCGUGGGAGCUGCGGAGAGCCGAGGUGGGCACACACACUAAAGCAUGGUUCAUCGCAGGUGUGUUUGUGUGUUUGACGAUCCCUAUUUCACUAUGGGGGAUUUUACAACAUCUGGUUCACUACACACAACCUGAGCUACAGAAACCCAUCAUCAGGAUUCUCUGGAUGGUUCCCAUAUACAGCUUAGACAGUUGGAUCGCGUUAAAAUACCCCAAGAUCGCUAUCUACGUGGACACGUGUCGGGAAUGCUACGAGGCGUAUGUCAUCUACAACUUCCUGAUGUUCCUGCUGAACUUCCUGGAGAAUCAGUAUCCCAGUCUGGCGCUCAUGCUGGAGGUUCAGGAGCAGAGAGCCCUGCUGCCCCCGUUCUGCUGCUGCCCGCCCUGGGCCAUGGGAGAGGUUCUUUUGUUCAGAUGUAAGCUUGGAGUUCUGCAGUACACAGCAGUGAGGCCUCUAACCACCAUCAUCGCACUUGUGUGUCAGCUGUGUGGAGUUUAUGAUGAAGGUAAUUUCAGCUUCAGAAAUGCCUGGACGUACCUGGUUAUCGUCAACAACGCCUCACAGCUGUUUGCGAUGUACUGUCUGCUGCUGUUCUACCGAACGCUGAGAGAGGAGCUGAAGCCUCUGAGACCCGUCAGCAAGCUGCUCUGCGUCAAACUCGUCGUCUUUGUGUCCUUCUGGCAGGCUGUGCUGAUCGCUCUGCUGGUGAAGGUCGGAGUGAUUUCAGACAAACACACUUGGGAGUGGGACAGUGUGGAAGCUGUAGCCACGGGCCUACAGGACUUCAUCAUCUGUCUGGAGAUGUUUUUGGCGGCGAUCGCUCAUCACUACAGUUUCAGCAGUCGUCCGUACGUGCGUGAGGAUGAUGAAGGCUCGUGCUUCGACUCGUUGCUUGCCAUGCUGGACGUCUCAGACAUACGUGCAGACAUCGCAGAGCAAGUGCGCAACGCCGGCCGUACGGUGUUCGGUCGUCCUCGCAAGCUGUUCUUCGGCUCUGAAGGGGACGUGGUUCAGGGUGAGCACACCGGUCUCCUCGCUGAGACGCCCCACGAGCGCCACUCAGUCCCCGCCUCCCCGCAGGGGCGGUACCAGGGGCUGGGCUACACAGACACGCCCCACUCAGUCUCCGCCCCCGCCGGCUUCACAUCCUCGUCCUGGGAGAGUGACAGCGACUCGGCCCAUGCAGCGGCCAAUCAGAGCACAGGAACAGAGUCCUAACAAACGGUGCGGUGAGGCUACGUGACAAUACAGACAAUAAAUAAUAAUAAUAAUAACUGGAUGACAAAUAGUAAUCACUAAUUAUUAAAUAAUCUCUAUUUAAUUCUCCAUGAAAGAUUGAAGUAAAACAGCAUUUUUCUUCAGCAAACCUACUGGAACCAGUGUUAUUAUAGUAAUAUUUAUAAUGACAAAUAGUUUUCAAUAAUAUUUUGAAUUAGCUUUCAUUUUUAAAUACUUUUCUUUUUUUAAUAUGUAGACAUUUUAUGUGCUUUCGUCAUUUAUUUUAAUCACUUUUUUAUCAGUUUACUUAAAAUGUGUAGUGUAAAGAUUUGUAAUUUUAUUUUAUUUAAUCUUUAACAAAAGUGUUCCUAAUAGUUUUUAGCUUUUCAUAAUAACUCCGACUGAAACCCUGUAUUUGUUCAGAUUUUUAUAUUAUUAUUUAUUAUUUUGUCAGCUUGUCUUUUUAUAUUAUUAUUAUUAUUAUUAGGCCAUAAAAGUGCCAGAAAUGUAAAUCCCAGAGACUCUCAACACAAGGUGGAACUUGUAAAAAUCUUAUACAAAAUAAAUGUGUGCUUGAUGUCAGAUUGAUGUGAAAAAAAAUCUUCACACAGACCCAUAAAAUAAAGGAGCCCUGUUCUUAUUCUGUGCAAAUAUUGUAAACGUGUGUAAAUUGUUUAAUAUAUAUAUAUAUAUAUAUAUAUAUAUAUAUAUAUAUAAUUGAUUAAUUUCAUGAUGUGGCUCAAGAGCUUUAAUAAUAUUAAUAAUAUUGAUAAUCGUGUUAUUAUGGAAUUCAAAUGUGUGUGAAUGUUGUUUUUUCCAUUUAAGCUGCUUAUAUAAUUCUUAUUAUAUAUUAUAAAUACAUAUCACACAUACACGAAUACUGCAUACACCACAAACGGGUUUAUUUACCACCAGGGGGCAGAAUAAUAUUACAAAAUCUCAUAUUAAACUCGACCCAUAUUUCUGUUGUCCUCCUUGUGACUGGUUGUUCUGUAAAAAUGUGUACAAAACUUUACAUUGACAUAAAACACUUCAAAAAG
Puntigrus tetrazona (Sumatra barb) is the source of this 2442-nucleotide messenger RNA. RefSeq names its product transmembrane protein 184C-like. Gene Ontology annotation, biological process: transport. The transcript is spliced from 10 exons. Lineage: Eukaryota; Metazoa; Chordata; Actinopteri; Cypriniformes; Cyprinidae. The record is from RefSeq and is a predicted model, not a curated record. Bases 104 to 1402 code for a protein of 432 amino acids. Gene Ontology annotation, molecular function: transporter activity.